UGACUUGUGUUUGUGUACAGAUGCUCCUUCAUGUGUGAUGAUCUACACCAGAAACGAGGUGGAGUUCACAGUUAAAAACACUCUGAUCUGUCAUGUGACUGGUUUCUAUCCUGCUCCUGUCAAAGUCUCCUGGACCAAGAACGGACGGAUUACAACUGGAGGAUCCAGCAUCAACAAUCCCUAUCCCAACAAAAAUGGAACCUUCACCCAGAUCGCCAGACUGAAGUUAUCCUACAGCUGUACAGUGGAACAUCUGGCUCUGACCGACCCACUGACCAAGACCUAUAAUGUGGAGACACCUGAGACACCUGAGACACCUAAGCCCAGUGUUGGACCUGCAGUGUUCUGUGCAGUCGCUGUGAUUAUCGGCUUACUCAGUGCUGCAGGUGGAACCUUCUUCAUCUUGAAAGCAAACAAAUGUAUCUGAUUGGCUGGGGUUGAUGAUGUCAUCAGUUCUUGUGUUGACAAUGUCGUUUAAGGCUGCUGCUCUGCUCUCUGAUCUUCAUUCAUGUGACCCUGGCUGUGUUUACAUGGAACAUUACGUUCACUUUAUUUUCACACUAUUAAACAGAUUCAGUUUAAAAUGCCAGACAAAAUAAAAAUGACAAGUGAUAUUAAUCAAUCGGAUAGUAUGACCAAGUAACCUGCUGGCUAAGCUGGUGUUGUGAAACAACCCAUCUGUCUUUGCUAUCUUUGACUAUCUUUGCUGUCAGUUCCAUGUAUAUGAUUCAGACAGAUGUAAAUAAACCUGAAUUUGAAAUAAAUCCUCACCUGUAAACAUGA
Oreochromis niloticus (Nile tilapia) is the source of this 783-nucleotide messenger RNA. RefSeq names its product mamu class II histocompatibility antigen, DR alpha chain-like. The record is from RefSeq and is a predicted model, not a curated record. Lineage: Eukaryota; Metazoa; Chordata; Actinopteri; Cichliformes; Cichlidae.